Homarus americanus (American lobster) is the source of this 2546-nucleotide messenger RNA. RefSeq lists its product as uncharacterized. The transcript has 2 exons. The record is from RefSeq and is a predicted model, not a curated record. Bases 552 to 2252 code for a protein of 566 amino acids. Lineage: Eukaryota; Metazoa; Arthropoda; Malacostraca; Decapoda; Nephropidae.
GACGUGACCGACCGUCCAUGUGACUAACGGUGAAACUUGAUAUCAUGGAAGUCAAAUUCUUCUCACCAUACUGUACACAGCCGAGGAUCACUACCUACAGUACAUCUCAGUUUGGCUCAGGACGGUGAAGAGAAAGGAACACCGUGUCUCUACCUACAUCUCAGUUUGGCUCAGGACGGUGAAGAGAAAGGUACACCGUGUCUCGCUCCUCAAUAGUCACCCUCUAGCUAGUGAUUAAUAGAAAACAUAUUUUACUUAUUUUCUCCUCAUAUCUUUUUCAAUGUAAUUUUCUUAUUCUCUUAAUGUUUGUGGGAUAAUAUACUCACCCUGAAUUUAAGAAAAGAAAGCGGUUGUUAUAUUCUUCAGUUAGUGUGUUAAAUUAUCGUCACUGCUGACUAUGUCUACACCUCGGAGCUGGUCACCGUGUCAGAGGUCACUGUCACGGUUGGUCAAGGUCACCAACACAUUAGGUCACCCGGGAGCUGGUGAGGACGCUUGACCAAUGCCCCCAUAACAACAAACAAUCACCAUAUACCCCAGGAGGUUCUGUGAUGAUAUACAGACGGCGUAUCGUCAGGAGGUUCUUGCCCUUCGUCUGCUGUUUCCUCCUCCUCAGGAUCUUCGUGAUCAGGGAGGAUGGUGGUGUCCCCCGGGAGGAGCUAAGGCGACGCCCUGUGCCGGGUGAUGACCAGGAGGGUGGUGGUGGUCGUGGGGCGUUGAGAAAAGACGUGACUCACCAUACUUACAGCCGGAGCCAGGCAAGUGAGGGUCAGCUGAGUGAUGCUCCAGCACUCUCCCCCUCACUAGAGGAUCACCAGCCAAGUCAGCCUCCAUUGAGAUACAGGAACAGCGUGAGUGAAGGAUCUGCCCUGGCUGGUGAAGGUCUUGGUGAUACUGAAGGAAACAAACACGAAGUACAGGGGCUUGAGAGAACCACAACAACGUCUCUCAAUAGUUGGCCGCUGUGGAUGCGAGUCACCGACGACCUCUACACCUACAGCGCCUUCUGGGACUCCCGUAAAGACCUAGUUGACGGUCCGGUCGUCAGGGUACUGGGAAUGUUGAGGUACCGGAAGGAACUGGUGAAGGAGGGCCCCGGCUACAGGUGGACUGGUGAAGUGAAAGACGGCCUGUUAAACUGUUCUUGUUUCUUGUGGUACAGAGAGAGAAAGCAGCCUCAAGAGGGGCAGUUGAAAGCUUUUAUUUAUGAAGAGGGAUUAAAAACGUUUGUGGGAACUUUCCUCCUGUGUUAUCCACCAGCACCAAAAUACGGUGGGUCAUCAGGGGAAACUUCAUUAAAUGGAAGCUUGAGUGUUGAGCCAGUGAGCGAAGCAAGCAUCCCGUACGGUGUAUCCUUCCCACCUCACAACACUCUCCAAGGCCACCCUAAACUGAUCUACCUAAAUAACUAUGAGAAAAUUUCAAGUGUGUCAUCGACCAAGAGCAAUACCAGCGCCGUGUGUGUCCGUCAACUAUUUGGUCCCUACAUUGACCUCCGAGGUAUCACACAGUUCAUUGCUUACUACACCACCGUCCUUAGAGUGUCGCAUUUUUACUUCUAUGAUCAGGCUAUUAAUAUUAAGGUGAAGGAACUGUUAAGAUUAUUCAACUCGAAAGACGUUACAAUACACAUCCUACCCUGGAACGUCCCAGUAAACAACAAUGAGGACUUAUGGGAUCUAGGGUCCCUCACAGCCCUCACUGACUGUGUGUACCGGAGCUCUGGCCGCCACACUCACCUGGCUAUGGUUGACCUGGACGAGUUCAUUGUGCCGAGGACUCCAGCUGCAGACCUCGGCGAGCUCUACCACAACAUCCUCACACCUAAACAAGGGGAGGUAGGUGACGCUGCCCUCGUCCCAAAUGUCUUCUACUGCUCAGACUUCAAGGAAAACGCCGAAGAACACGAAGAAUUGUUCCAAAUUUUUCAGUUCAAGCAGAGGGAAGCGCGUCUGUGGCCAUCAAAAUCACGCUCUAAAAUGAUAGUGAUCCCCGAGGCUGUUAUUUCCGUCGGCCACCACAUGAUCCAUCAUUUCCUGAAGAAGACCUCCAAGAACCAGGCAUCCCACAGGAGUGUGUCCAUCCUGCACCACUACCGCACGUGUGGAAACCUUCGCCUGGGUAGACAUGCCACCGGGAGCUUAGUACUUGACCAAGAGACCAUGAAAGAUGCCGCCAUGAUCAAGUACAAGAAAGCUAUCCUCACCUCCAGGACUGUGGCCAUUUAUAGGAAAUUCAUCCAUCAGGGCUAAAGUUGUUAUUGAGAUGCUGAACACGGACAUACAUACAUACAUAACACAUGUAGAUAUUUACUAAAUAUUAACAUUUAUACAUCAUAACAUUUAUCCAAGGAACUCUGUAAACACAAACAUCAAGGCACUCUAUAUGAUCAUGAAUUUGUUCUUCCUUGGCUCAAAUUAUAUAAUCUCAUGGAAUUUUCAUCAGCCGACUAGAUUUUAAAGAUAUGUGACAAAUAAUAUUAUUCAUCUUUGUAUGUUGUAUAUUCACUGUUAAUAAUAAAAUAAUAAUGUGAAAAUGUAAUGUAG